UUUCCACCUCCGUCAUUCCAUCACUUCCCGGCCGGCUCCAGCUUUGCUUCCUCCGCUCGCCUGUCAGAGGAUUCCUCGCUUUACGCUUCUCGACUUCUCGCCGCGCCGCGCAGACGUGAUCUGAGUUGAGUCCGUGACGAUCGACGCUGAGGCCGGUAAAGAUCGAACGGAGAUGGCAGCGGGCAGUGGUGGUGGUGGUGGUGGCUCGCUGCUGCUGCGCGGCUUCCUGUCCCUCUUCUUCCUCCUGUUCCUCCACAUUGGCCACGGCGGCAGCUGCUGCUUCUCGCCCGGCGCUGCCGCGCGGGCGCAGCAGGAGGAGGACGAAGCAGCGGAAGCCGACGGCAAGGUAGUAGGAGGCGGCGGUGGGAGCAACAAGAGGAGGAAGAUAUCGCCGUUGAUCUUCUCCCCGGCAGCGUCGUCCACUGCCGUUACAGCCAGCGACGAUAGCGCCGGAGCCCCGCGCAGGCACGUGUCGUCUCUCGCCGCCAGCCUCCGUCUCUACCUCCACCGCAUCUUCCGCUCCGGGUCGACCGGGACCAAGAAUGGCGGCACCGUCGUCGCGGGAAGGGACGGAGAGGAGGAGGCGGUGGCCACCACCGUGUCUUCGCCGAUUGCCCAGUCGCUGCCGCAUCAGCCUUCGUCGACGUCCGUGGUGCUGUCCACGCCGUCGUCGCCGUGCGCGUGGUCGUCGCCGUUGAUGAUGUCGCCGCUCUCGGUGCGCUCCCUCAGCGCCACCCCGUUCCCGUCGUCGCCGCAGCAGAAGCUGCUGCAGGCGAGCAGGCAGUCGUUCCGGUCGUUCGCCGCCCGCGGCGACGUGUUCCCUUGCAAGGUGUGCGGCGAGGUGCUGGGCAGGCCGCAGCUGCUGGAGCUCCACCAGGCGAUGAAGCACUCCCUGUCGGAGCUCACCCACCUGGACUCCAGCCUCAACAUCAUCCGCAUGAUCUUCCUCGCCGGGUGGAGGCCCGCGGCGUCCGGUGCCGGUGCCGGUGCCGGUGCCGGCGAGGCCCCCGCGGUCCGCCGCGUCCUCAGGAUCCACCACAACCCGCGCGCGCUGGCCCGCUUCGAGGAGUACCGCGACCUGGUCCGCGCCCGGGCCGCCCGGCGCUGCGGCGGCGAGGGCGCCGUGGUGGAGGAGCGCUGCAUCGCGGACGGCAACGAGCGCCUGCGCUUCCACUGCUCCACCAUGCUCUGCUCCCUGGGCGGCGGCGUGUGCGGGAGCCCCUACUGCUGCGUGUGCAGCACCCUGCGGCACGGGUUCGCGGGCAAGCAGGCCGACGUGGACGGCAUCGCCACCUACGCCUCCGCGUGGACCGCGCACGCGUCCCUGCCCGCCGACGUGGAGCGCGAGUUCGCCUUCCUCCAGGUGCGCCGCGCCAUGCUGGUGUGCCGCGUCGUGGCGGGACGCGUCGCCCGGGGCCCCGCGGACGACAAGGUGGCCUACGACUCCAUGGUCCCCGUGCGUGGCGGUGUCGGGGGCGGCACCGGCGACGACGUCGAGCUGCUGGUGUACAACCCCAGAGCAGUGCUCCCGUGCUUCGUCAUCCUCUACAGCAGCAGCUAGUCGGUGGCAUGACACGAGGCGGCCAGCCUGCACGCAGUACUAGUGUAUAGCCUUUCCACUGUUCCUUGCCCCCACCCCCAUCCCCCGUUUGGUGGCUGCGCCAGCGCCGCUCCGCUGCUGUGGUCACCGGUUACGCACCGUGGCACGCUGCAAUCACCAGUGGGCGAUAAUUUGCCGGAUCCGAUCGAAAGCUUGACCAAGUGCUGUGAAUCGUGAUGAUGCGGAGUUGAGCUUGAGCCUACCAUAUGCGAGUGGGACGCGCCAGAACCAUAAUGUCAGUGUUGUGGUUGGCAUGUUUCUUUAGUUGUCACUGUUUGUUGGUCCCCUGUUACAUUACAUUGCACAAUUAUCCUCCUUACUUCUCAUUUGCUGUUGAUCUAUGUUCAUUUUUGCAUCUGUCACUACUCAUUAGAACAGUGGAAAGCUACAAAUCGUUUCGGC
Zea mays is the source of this 2002-nucleotide messenger RNA. RefSeq names its product nucleic acid binding protein. The record is from RefSeq and is marked validated. NCBI's taxonomy places the organism in Eukaryota, Viridiplantae, Streptophyta, Magnoliopsida, Poales, Poaceae.